This is a messenger RNA of Cephus cinctus (wheat stem sawfly), 4721 nucleotides long. RefSeq names its product LIM/homeobox protein Lhx9. The record is from RefSeq and is a predicted model, not a curated record. The transcript is spliced from 4 exons. Bases 1 to 861 code for a protein of 286 amino acids. NCBI's taxonomy places the organism in Eukaryota, Metazoa, Arthropoda, Insecta, Hymenoptera, Cephidae.
AUGAACCCCCACCACCCGGGCCACCCUGCCGCCUACCCCCAUCAUCCCUCGCUUUCGAGCAGUCCCCAUCAUUCGGGACCCGGUGGGGCCCACCAUGGGUAUUCAACCGGUGGCGGUGGGACGACAACGACCCCUGACCUCCCCAGUCCUCACUCGCCGCCACACGGGGCACCGUCGGACCCAGGCGCGCCGUACACCACCCUUUCCGGAAGUCAAGGAAUGGGAAGCAACGGACAUCAUCACGGAGGCGGAGGGAUGAUGCCCGAUCAUCCGCAUCAUCCGGGUCAUCUUCACCCACAUCAUCCAGGCCACCCUGCUUACCCCCCCGUUAACCACAAUAACAACUGCACGUUAAAGCAAGAGGGAGGUCCUGGUGGAUCCACAAGUGUCCAGCAGUGUGCAGGAUGCAAUGGUCGGAUAGUGGAAAGAUGGCUGUUACACGCGCUGGAUCGCUACUGGCAUAACAGCUGUCUCAAAUGUACCAUCUGUAACGCAGCAUUGGCGGACAUUGGUCAGUCGUGUUUCACCAAAGGCGGUAUGAUCCUCUGCAAGAACGAUUACACCAGAUUGUUCGGUAGCAGCGGCGCAUGCGCAGGCUGCGGACACACGAUACCAGCCAGUGAGCUCGUAAUGAGAGCAGGCGGAUCGGUAUUUCAUCUGAAAUGUUUUGUCUGCAGCAAAUGUGGGGCACAACUCAUGCAAGGAGACAGAUAUUGCCUACUGUCAGGGGCGCCGGUAUGCGAAACGGAUUGGCACAAGAUAGUGAAGUCGUCGGGCGUCGCGGCGGCGACGGCGACCGGAAACGGCGGUGCGCCAGUACGGAAGGGUAAAGUCGGACGUCCGAGAAGAAGCCGCGAAUGAGGGGGCAACCCGGUCGGUCGCCCGAAGAAGGUCCAACCCUCUCCUCAACCGACGCCCGUCGUCGCUGCGACAGUGGCGGCAUCUUUGCCGCCGCAGGUCGACGUCGUGGACGUCGGUGUUGGGGGGGAUCCCUAUUCGCCGCCUCCGCCGGGUAAUCAGCACUACCACCACCACCACCAUCAUCAUCAUCAUCAGAUGGGACUGGUUAAUCCUGGACUUCCUGGACACGCGCAUCACCCUACUUAUCAAGAAUGGACGCCCUGGGGUGACCCCUGUGACUGAGGUGGUUAAUGCCUUAGGGUGUGGAUGCAAGUUAGGGUCUCCACGGUUGUGUCCCUGCGGAUGAGCAGGACUCCUGGUGAUAAGAGAAUCGCGCGCUCUUGCCCGUUUCUUCUUGAAGAUGGUGCACGUGGGAUCUUCCCGAGGAUGCAGGGAAGUUAGCACCGACGGAGUAUAGCAGGUCGUCCCGAGCUGCACUUAGGUCUUUGUCGACUGGGUGGAUUCUGGAGUACCUGCGACCAUGGUAACAGGACGUGUCUUUGGAUCGAUCAUCGACGAAGAAUCCUGAUGAGGAUCUACAACCUGACCGAUUUCUGUAUAUAUGAGACAGGCUUGAUCGCCAGGAUACGGAGCGCGUGUCGAUAGACCAAUGACGUGUGUCGAAGCACGAGUGAUAACGCCAAGAGUAUGUAAGGUGAAGUGUUCUAAUCUGCUCUUAGGAAAAGUAAAAACCCAAAAUGAUGAUGGAUAUUAUAAAGCAGGAUAUUAAGGGAUGACGAUUCUAUCCCUGAAAUUAUGAACUUCUCAAGCGACACUGAAUAUUUAUAUUUAAAUGAUAAAAAGGGAAUUUACGGCUCGGCUCGCCAAUCUUACAUUGGAUCAUACUUCGCGUUUCCCACGUUAUCCAUAUGGAUGUACCUGUACAGGUCGUUUUAAGAUCAGCGAUCAUUGCUCAAGCGGAAAGACAGUACUUAUUUUGCUCACUACUUAAGUAAAGGAAGGUUACGUAAAAUAGUUAAAUUUUUCGUUCUCUCGUUAAUCUUUUUCUGGUUUAUUUUCUUUUUUUUUUUUUUGAUCUAAAAGUUAUGUUACCUUUGGGUCAUGCGAAUACAUGCACUAUUUUUCAUGUACUUAGAUGGACCACGGUGUACAUCAUUUUCAUGGGUUGAUACCGUUAACUUGUCAGGGUAGUUUACAUGGUUAUCGCCAGUACCGAUAGCUUUGGCGUAUAUUUAUUUUAUUUGGUCCUCAGUUUAUCCACCUUCGUAUUUCCAAAUAAAUUUACCCAUUUGAAACACCUCAAGACUAAACUGGAAACGAUUUACAGCGGUCCUGAUUGACUUUUAGAAAAUUAUUUUUCCUUCAGAAUUACCGACCUCUUUCCCGUCUAUUACUGUCCACCCCCUUCACCGAAUCAACCCCUCGUGUCCUGGGCCCCUUCCUCCAAGUAGUAACGUCCCUUCUACAGUCAGAGCUACCGCUACGAGCAAAUUCAACGUGCUAAGUUCGUUAAGCGCUCCUUGUUUUCGCGACGGGGAUGGUUAAUUAUCAAUUCUUCUUCUUUUUCUCUUUCUCCCUCUCAACCGCCCACUCGCCAAAUCAUCCCCAAAGAUCUCACACCCAGGUAAACCUAACGAGUCGCUCGACGAAAAUUACGAGACCCAUUUCGAUUUUCCAAAUUUUCAUAACGAAUUUGACCCAAGUGUGCAGUGUGAGUGCACCUGCAGGAUUUUGCCGUGCAAGCAAUAAACGGUGUGGCAAUACGUGGGAAAGCCCAAAAUAGAUGCAAGUGAGAUGACGUCUUGUCUUAAAGCGCAGGGGAAAUUAUUUUUUGAAAUACGAAUGGACUAUGUUAAGAAUUUUGAAAAUGAUGAGUUUGAAAUUUUUUACUUUUUUUUUUGUUUGAGUACUUUUGACAGCGCCCAAGGAUAUAAGGUUCGAAAUUGGGUCUGAUAUAAAAAAAAAUAAUAAUAAAAGAUACUUCACAUAGCAUCUUUCCAUGACAUCAGUAAGACUUUUGUGAACUUUUGUGAAAUUUCCCAAAAAAAAUUUCUCAUUCUUGAACGUUAACAAUCGAGAUUUAUAAUAACGAAUAACACAAGAAAGGGUGUACAGUACAGUGCAUAAAUAUCGAUAAUGUAUUGGCACGCAACGUACGUAGUAUCCUAUAGAAUUGGGACUUGACCAGAAUUUUCGCGUUGCACUGUACAUACACGAAAAAUUGAGACAAGGAGGUAGUGUUUCUAUGUACAAAAAGAAAGAGAGAGUGAGAGAGAGAGAAAUGUAGAGAAAGAAAAAAGUAUCAAGAAACAUAGAGAAAUGACGAAAGAAAAAAAAUCAUACCGACAUGAAUAAAUCAACGGGCGUAUCGCAUUCUGAAAAAAAAAAAAAAAAAAAAAAAUUGGAAAAAAAGUCAAAGAGAGAGAGAGUGAAUAAAAAAAUGGUAGCUUCUUAAAUAACGUCGAAACACUUUUUAAAGUGACAGGGUUUUGAGCAUCUGCAAUAAAUGUAACAUAAAUGUAUAAUCUUAAUACGUCACGAUAUAGUAUCUACCGUACUUGGUAUCGAUGUCGUUAUCAUCAUUCGUGAUUCUAAUUAAACAGAAAAAUUAAUUCCGAAUGACAGAUUGAUAUUUACGUAAUUCUCUAAAAAUAAGAUGAAUAUAGAAGAUGAAAAAAACAAAAAACAUUAUAUUCGCACCCAUUGUCAGUCUAACUAAUUAAUGUAUUAACAACGGAUAACGACAUCGAGCCAAGUUUUUCGAAGCUCAAUAAAAAAAAAAAAAAAUCUUGGAUGUAAACUGUAUCAUACAACUGAUCGUUAUUCAUUUUACUCGUUCAAUUGCUUUUACUUAGUGAACUUUUGUCUCACCACCACAGACCACCCACCCUCUACAUAAUUAAGAAAUGAAGUCGAUGGUACAAGGAUUUGAAUAAUUAAUUGAGUAUAAAACAAAAAAGCGAGAGAGAGAGAGAGAGAGAGAGAGAGAGAGAGAGAGAGAGAGAGAGAGAGAGGAUAAAUUCUCGUCGGUGCGUAAAUGCGAUUAUCGAACGACCUCGCUAAUUAAGAUAUAUAUUAUUAUUAUAUAUAUAUAUAUAUAAAAUAAAUAUACAAAUAAAAAAAAAAGCAGAGAAAGUCGUUCGCGUAAUUCGACGACCGACUAGAAUUUUUCAUUGGGCGACUAUCGAGAACAUUGUCUCAGAUACGAUUCGAACGAGUCGUGGAAGGAUGUAAUUUAAAACCUGUACAUAGGUACAUUUUGUAUAUUGUUAAAAUUUGUGUGAUAUAAAUGGUUAUUUACUAUUAACAUUGAUGAUGCUCGGUUGCGCGCGCAUCCAUGACUGUCCGGGACAGUCGCGGAUGGGCGGGACGUUUGAACGAGGUUGUAAAACACGAUGAGAAUCGCCGGGAGGAACUUCUUCUUUUGUUUUUGGACGUCUUCCUCCAGAUACGGGACACCUCCAUUUAUAUCCGGAGUGGCGCUUCGAUCGCGCAGCGAUACUCCGGUUAUGAUUAUUUAUAGGGCAUCUCUCGGCGAUAUUGGCCGGUUAUGUAAUGCCGGCGAGACACGGCAGAUGGCGUCCGGUUCUUUCAGUAUGGCCGACGCGAAGCGUCUGUGUUAACGUUCACGUUUACGUUUGACCCGGCGAAAACGACGGCGAUUCCCUCGCGUUUAGUUAAUUUUGUUAUUUGAUUUAUCUCGAUUUCUAAGCCGGGAUCGGUGCCGCCUCUAUUCGGCCUCGGCCUCUUGUAAUAUACUGCGACACACACGGGACACGUAUACACUACACGUGACACGCGGAACAGUUACACACGUACACACACGUUUAUUAAUUAAUAAAAAAAAAAUACAAGUUUUU